AUGUGUGGGGGGCCACUAUACCUAUACCCUCUCACAGAGUCCAAAUCAGUGUUCAACUUUGCGAAAGUUUAUUUUGAGAUCAGUAUGACCAAGUCACCGCCAAGACAGAUUGCAAUCACCCUGCUCGGGGAGGAGGAGAGAUAUAUCAAUGUUGCCUACGAAUGGUUACCGCCCAUCUGCGAUCACUGCUCCGAAAUUGGGCAUACGACCAAGUAUUGUCCACUACCAACUGGCCUAACAGGGGAAAAUCCUACUGUCCAAGGAAAGCAACAAUGGCAGAAGAAGUCAUCACCUGUGAUAAAGGAUCCCGAACCUAUUGAGAAAGCCCAAUUGUCACAGCUUCCAGAUCAGACGCAGAAACUCCCGGCAGAAACCCUCCCGUGUAUAGCUAAGAGGUCAGAUGAAGUGGCUGAGAACACUACGAUUUCAGCCGAUGCAGUAUCCUCUGGUUCGUUGGUGCAGGAACCGGAUGUAAACGAUACUCCCCAAAGAACCCAGGGAUCGAACGAGGAUGCAAAAACAUCGAACAAAGGACGACCUACACCAGAGCCAACGGGGACUAGUGAUAAGAUCACUACUAAGUCAGGGCAGGAAUGUGCUAUUAUAGAAAAUACUUAG
This is a messenger RNA of Tarenaya hassleriana, 618 nucleotides long. RefSeq lists its product as uncharacterized. The coding region runs from base 1 to 618 and encodes 205 amino acids. The record is from RefSeq and is a predicted model, not a curated record. The transcript has a single exon. NCBI's taxonomy places the organism in Eukaryota, Viridiplantae, Streptophyta, Magnoliopsida, Brassicales, Cleomaceae.